Molecule: messenger RNA, 573 nt
Organism: Yarrowia lipolytica CLIB122
Lineage: Eukaryota; Fungi; Ascomycota; Dipodascomycetes; Dipodascales
Biological process (GO): positive regulation of nuclear-transcribed mRNA poly(A) tail shortening; transcription initiation at RNA polymerase II promoter; positive regulation of translational initiation
Cellular component (GO): RNA polymerase II, core complex; P-body
Molecular function (GO): translation initiation factor binding; single-stranded DNA binding; single-stranded RNA binding
Source: RefSeq, a predicted model, not a curated record
AUGGACGGGCGAUGGAGACUCCAACGGAGCUUGGCACAACGAGGUUGCCAAAUUUCCACAGAACUAACGCAGAAAGACUUGACGCUCUCUCUGACUCUGCAUCCGUCAUACUUUGGCCCCCAGAUGGGCCAAUACCUGCGGUCCAAGCUGCUGGCGGACGUGGAGGGCACUUGCACCGGAGAAUUCGGCUACAUUCUGUGCGUGCUGGACCAGCCGUUCGACAUUGGCAAAGGCAGAGUGGUGCCUUCCAACGGCUCGGCCGAGUUCACAGUCAACUACCGAGCCAUUGUGUGGAGACCGUUCAAAAACGAGGUGGUGGAUGCGAUAGUGACCAACGUGAACAAGAUGGGCUUCUUUGGCGACGUGGGCCCCUUGUCCGUGUUUGUCUCGUCCCAUCUGAUUCCUCCUGACAUGAAGUUCAACCCUAGCGCAAACCCACCAGCAUACGUCAGUGAAGAUCAGGUCAUUGAAAAGGGAAGUCGGGUGCGACUGAAGAUUGUCGGAGUGCGAGCCGACGUGGGAGAAAUGUUUGCCAUUGGUACUAUCAAGGAGGAUUAUCUGGGUUUGGUCUAG